Cyclocybe aegerita is the source of this 4332-nucleotide messenger RNA. The record is from the annotation of a GenBank genome assembly. NCBI's taxonomy places the organism in Eukaryota, Fungi, Basidiomycota, Agaricomycetes, Agaricales, Hemipholiotaceae.
AUGGCGAGGCGCACCACAGGGUCCGCCUUUGACCUCAGCAUCCACGGCGACGAGCAGGAGCAGCACCGCAUCAUGCUCGAGCAUAAUUUGCAGAACACGGAGGUGUCGUUUCGGCUGGAGGAGACUAGUGAGGAGGAGCUGGAGCACCCGCUGCGGAAUGACCAGAACCAGAGUCGGGGAUGGAACCCGCCGAGUGGACGACGACGCCAGGAGGAGAGGCACGGGCGAGCGAUGGGGAUGAGGGGGUGGUCGUACCGCACGGGCGAGGAUGGGGAUGAGGAGGGGGUGCACCCGUUUGUUGGUGGUGGCGGGGAGAGAGAACAUACGUACGGAGAGAACACGGUGUCGACGGCUGCGCACCAUGCGAGCGCUGUCACGCUCAGUGCGGGCCUCGGCGGGCGAGGCGCGAGGAGGGAAGUGAGCCUGAGCGGGGCGGAGUACGAUCCUGACAGGCCGCUGCAGGCGAUGAUUGCGGGUGUGAACGGCAAGCAGCAGCAUAGUAUGUUGGAAGGGGAGUCGAAACAUCAGAUGAGGACGUACGACCCUAUCGUCGUGGAUAACACUGCGGAGCUGGAUAGGAUCCUCGAGUCGGGACAUGCGAUGAACCAUCCCGCCCUUGAUCACCCUGCCCCGAAGCACCCUGCCCACGCCCUUUCUCCCCACCCCGCCUUGAACCCCGCCUCUCUAAACCACCCCGCCCACUCCCAAGCACAAGCCCAGGCCCAAGCCAACCAGUCCCUGCGCUCCCGCUCCUUCCGGCUCUCCUCGCCGCUCUCCUCUGGAACCACCUCUGCCUCCGGGUCCGGGUCCGGGUCUGACGGCGAGCAAGCCCCGCCCAACUCCAACCGUGGACAUGCGGCCUCCCGCCCAAAGUUGACAGACCAUCUACGACACGUAUCCUUCUCGCCUAAACGACCGAGGAGCGCACAGGGAAACCAUACGUUCAAUUCGUUGGGGGCGUCUCCGAGAAGUAGGGUUGUGGAGGAGGCGAACGAAAAGGAGGGGUCGAUGAACAUGCCGACGCCUAGACCUGCGAGGAAGCAGAAUUCGGGAUUGUCGUAUGUCUCGACGCCUGGGCUGCAGCACCAGCACCAACAGCAGCAGCAACAGCACCAGCAACAGCAGAACCAGCACCAGCACCAACAGCAAAAGCAGCAACAGCCAGAAGUAAGACUGCACCCCGCAACGCCCUCUACGACAGGCUCGAAGUUUACGAGGAUGGCGCGGGGGAUCCAAAGGGAGUUGGAGGCGGGGCAGCGGGAGAUGAAGGAGAAUAAGCAUGUGGACAGAAAUCCGUUUGAUGAUGAUGAUGAAGGAGGGGGAAAGCCGACGCCCCGAAAAAGCGCCCUGCGCUCCGGCGGUGGAGGAGGAGGAGGAGGAGGCGGAGACCUCUCCUCGCGCAGCCGCGUCUACCUACCGGACGUCACGGGCCUCACAGCCGCCGUCGAGUCGCCCCUCCGCCCUAGGUUGUCCUCUGCCUACCACCCUUAUCCCGCUGGUGAUACCCAAAAAGCAAAAGAGGCGGAAGAGAGACUGGUGAAGACGCUCAGCGCGGUACAAAGGCAGCUGGAAGAGCUGGAAGAGGAGAAUGGGAUUUCGAGGAGGAGGGUGAGGGAGUUGGAGGGUGAGAGAGCGGGGGAGGAGAGGGGGUGGGGGACGCCGCGGGGGAAGGGCAAGGGGAAAGUGAAACAACAAGCAGGAGGAGGGAUGUUGGAUGAUUUGGACGAUGAGAGGGUUAGGGCGAGGUAUAAAGAAGCGGUUGACGAAAAAAAAGCCCUCGAAGCGCUGAUCACCUCCCUCCGCUCGCACCUCACGCGGCUGACCGCGGAGCUGGCGUCGCACCAGGCGCUCCUCGCGGAGCUGAGGAGGCUGAGAGACGAGGACGCGCAGGGGUUGAGAGAGAAGAGUGUGGAGAUCGAGGGGCUGAGGGAGGAGGUGCAGAGGUUGGCGGGGGAGGUGGAGGUGGGGGGUGGGGGAGGGGAUGGAGAGGAAGAGGAAGAGGAGAGCGGGAGGGAGGAUAGGGACGAGGAUGACCUUGAGCUGAGCGAUGAGGUGGACGAGGAAGAAGAGGAGCCGGAGCCGUUUGACCCCCAGGCGAUCGCACGCGAGGCGUCUACGGCUACUGCGACGAGCGUCCGGAACGCGCCGAAUGUCAGGAGUGCGCCGAAUGCCAGGAAUGCGCCGAAUGCCAGGAAUGUCCGGAAUGGGUUUGACACCAACGCGGCAGACAAGACGAUGCGGACGGACGCAGCGACGAUGGGCUCGAGUCAAUUCCUGGAGUCGCAGAAUGGGUUAAUGGGCGGUGGGACGAGGAGGCUUGUGGAUGAGGAAGAGCUGGGGAGGAUCGCGGCGGAGAAGGUCUCGCUCUCGUUGGUUGCGAACCCGUCGCAUCUCGAGGCUGAAGAUCCCGUCGUGUUGGGCAAGACGCGCGCAAUUCAGCAUUUUGAAAAUGACGAGGCGACCCAUAACGUGGCCAUGGGUGUCCUGCUUCACGGAGACGCCGCCUUUGCUGGUCAGGGUGUCGUCUACGAGACCAUGGGCCUGCACAACCUCCCGUGCUAUGGUACAGGAGGCACCAUCCACCUCAUCGUCAACAACCAGAUCGGCUUCACGACCGACCCGCGCUUCUCCCGUUCAACCCCGUAUCCCUCCGACAUUGCCAAGUCCAUCGACUCCCCCAUAUUUCAUGUCAACGGCGACAACGUCGAGGCCGUCAACUUUGUCUGCCAGCUCGCAGCCGACUACCGCGCCAAGUGGAAGAAGGACGUCGUCAUCGACAUCGUCUGCUACCGCCGCUACGGCCACAACGAGACCGACCAGCCGAGCUUCACCCAGCCCCGCAUGUACGAGGCCAUCAAGAAGCAGCCGACCCCGCUCACACAGUACACCAAGUUCCUCGUCGGCAGGGGCACGUUCACCGAGAAGGACAUUGAGGAGCAUAAGAAGUGGGUGUGGGGCAUGAUGGAGAAGGCGGCCGCGGCGGCCAAGGAUUAUGUGCCCACGAGCAAGGAGUGGCUGUCGGCGGCGUGGCAGGGGUUCCCGUCGCCGAAGCAGCUCGCGGAGCAGACGUUGCCGACCCGCCCGACGGGCUCGGAUGCGGAGACACUCAAGAGGAUUGGCAAGGCCAUCUCGUCGUACCCUGCCGGGUUCAACCCGCAUAGGAACCUCGCGCGUAUUCUUGCCACGAGGGGAAAGACGGUGGAGGAAGGCACGAACAUCGACUGGUCGACCGCCGAGGCCCUGGCGUUUGGAUCGUUGGCCCUCGACCGCAUCCAUAUCAGGGUGUCGGGCCAGGACGUCGAGCGCGGCACGUUCUCCCAGCGCCACGCCGUCAUCCACGACCAGGCCAACGAGCAGCAGUACAUCCCCCUCAACGACCUCGGCUCCUCCCAAGCGCGCUUCGUCAUCUGCAACUCCUCCCUAUCCGAAUUCGGCACCCUCGGGUUCGAGCUCGGGUACUCGCUCGUCUCGCCCGACGCGCUCACGGUCUGGGAGGCCCAGUUUGGGGAUUUCGCGAACAACGCGCAGUGUAUUAUCGACCAGUUCGUCGCGGCCGGGGAGCGGAAGUGGCUCCAGCGCACGGGCCUGGUGAUGAGCCUCCCGCAUGGGUACGAUGGCCAGGGCCCGGAGCACUCGAGUGGGAGGAUCGAGCGGUUCUUGCAGCUCUGUGAUGAUCAUCCGAAUGUGUACCCCUCGCCCGAGAAGAUCGAGAGGCAGCAUCAGGAUUGUAAUAUGCAGGUUGUGUACCCGACGACCCCGGCCAACUAUUUCCAUGUCUUGCGUCGCCAGAUCCACCGCGAUUUCCGUAAACCUCUCAUCCUCUUCUUCUCGAAGAGCCUCCUCCGCCAUCCUCGUGCGCGUUCGGACCUCGAGGAGAUGGUCGGCGACACUCAGUUCCAGCGCUACCUUCCCGAACCGCACGAUUCGUCGGCGCUCGUCGCUCCCGAGGAGAUCAAACGCCAUAUUCUUUGUACUGGCCAGGUCUACUUCGCCCUCACCCAAGCUCGUGAAGAGCGCGGCAUCAAAGACAUCGCCAUCAGUCGCAUCGAGCAGAUUUCGCCGUUCCCCUACGACCUGAUCACACCCCAUCUCGAUAAAUACCCCAACGCGAGCUUAUUGUGGUGCCAGGAGGAGCCGCUGAACAACGGCGCCUGGAGCUACGUCGGCCCGCGCAUCUACACCGCGGCGAGCAAGACUGAGCACCAUAGAGGCAAAUACCCGUUCUAUGCUGGCCGUGAACCUACGAGCUCGGUUGCGACUGGAAGCAAGCUCCAACACAAGAAAGAGAUUGAGGCUUUCAUCAAUGCUGCUUUUGACCUCUCGGAAUGGUAG